Messenger RNA from Phragmites australis (common reed), 957 nucleotides. Its product is annotated as V-type proton ATPase subunit c''2-like. Gene Ontology annotation, molecular function: proton-transporting ATPase activity, rotational mechanism. The record is from RefSeq and is a predicted model, not a curated record. Gene Ontology annotation, cellular component: proton-transporting V-type ATPase, V0 domain. NCBI's taxonomy places the organism in Eukaryota, Viridiplantae, Streptophyta, Magnoliopsida, Poales, Poaceae. The coding region runs from base 151 to 681 and encodes 176 amino acids. The transcript has 4 exons. Gene Ontology annotation, biological process: proton transmembrane transport.
CUGGACCUGGGCAAACCACGGACGCACCUGCCGAAUCGCGUCGCACCCCCAGGUCCGGUUCUUCUUCCCCAAUCUCCUCCCCGAUCCAGAGCCCCGCAGCGACGCGAAGGGAGAGAAGAAAGAGAGAUCGCGCGGGGGAAGGGAGCGGAGAUGUCGUCGGACUCAUCGUCGUGGGCGCGCGCGCUGGUGCACAUCUCGCCCUACACCUUCUCCGCCAUCGGUAUCGCCGUCUCCAUCGGCGUCUCCGUGCUCGGCGCGGCAUGGGGGAUCUUCAUCACGGGGAGCAGCCUCAUCGGGGCCGCCAUCAAGGCGCCCAGGAUCACCUCCAAGAACCUCAUCAGUGUCAUCUUCUGUGAGGCUGUUGCAAUUUACGGUGUAAUUGUUGCAAUCAUCCUCCAAACAAAGCUUGAAAGUGUGCCAACAUCUCAAAUGUAUGAUCCAGAGUCCCUUCGAGCUGGCUAUGCAAUCUUUGCAUCUGGUCUUAUUGUUGGUUUUGCUAAUCUUGUUUGUGGGGUAUGCGUGGGGAUAAUUGGAAGCAGCUGUGCACUGUCUGAUGCUCAGAACUCAUCACUCUUUGUAAAGAUCUUGGUGAUUGAGAUCUUCGGCAGCGCUUUGGGACUGUUUGGAGUGAUCGUUGGUAUAAUCAUGUCGGCUCAAGCAACAUGGCCUGCGAAAGCUUGAUUCUAUCCAGUCAGCACUGUGUAAAUUAUUUUGGGUGAAGUGUAUCGGAAUGUCAAGAUGCGGUCCAACUACUUUGAUCUGUCUCUUUUCUUUUGCACCUUUUUGGCAAAACACGUAAUUCGGUGCUCAGUGCAUCCGAUUGUAGAGUUAUCAUUCCUACUGCCGAGUGCCGAGACUCCAUGUGUGUUGGAUAUCUUGUAGGUGCUAUUGCUGUUGCAAGGCACAGCUAUUGAAUAAAUGCAUUGAACGUAAUAAGAGGGAAAACUUUUAGUCAAA